This is a messenger RNA of Myiozetetes cayanensis, 1986 nucleotides long. It is a transcript of the gene UBE2H, whose product is annotated as ubiquitin conjugating enzyme E2 H. Gene Ontology annotation, cellular component: nucleus. The record is from RefSeq and is a predicted model, not a curated record. Gene Ontology annotation, molecular function: ubiquitin conjugating enzyme activity. The transcript is spliced from 7 exons. Gene Ontology annotation, biological process: ubiquitin-dependent protein catabolic process; protein polyubiquitination. Lineage: Eukaryota; Metazoa; Chordata; Aves; Passeriformes; Tyrannidae. Bases 136 to 687 code for a protein of 183 amino acids.
CAGCGGCGAUACCGGCGACAGCGGCGACAGCGCCCACCGCGCAGCGCCGCCCGCCUUCCCCCUCGCGGCCGGGCGGCCCCGGCCCGCGGCGGCGCUGACAGCCCGCCCGGAGCGCCGGGGGCGGCCGCGGCCACCAUGUCGUCCCCCAGCCCGGGCAAGAGGCGGAUGGACACCGACGUGGUCAAGCUGAUCGAGAGCAAACACGAGGUCACGAUCCUGGGAGGACUCAACGAAUUCGUCGUGAAGUUUUAUGGACCACAAGGAACACCUUAUGAAGGCGGAGUAUGGAAAGUUAGAGUCGACCUUCCUGAUAAAUAUCCUUUCAAAUCCCCAUCCAUAGGAUUCAUGAAUAAAAUCUUCCAUCCCAACAUUGACGAGGCGUCAGGAACUGUAUGUCUAGAUGUAAUCAAUCAAACCUGGACAGCUCUCUAUGAUCUCACCAACAUCUUCGAGUCGUUCCUGCCCCAGCUCCUGGCCUACCCCAACCCCAUCGACCCGCUCAACGGCGACGCCGCCGCCAUGUACCUGCACCGGCCCGAGGAGUACAAACAGAAAAUCAAAGAAUACAUCCAGAAAUAUGCAACAGAAGAAGCACUAAAGGAGCAGGAAGAAGGCACCGGGGACAGCUCCUCCGAGAGCUCCAUGUCCGACUUCUCGGAAGACGAGGCCCAGGACAUGGAAUUGUAGUGGAGGGGCCCUCCUGCUUUUCAGAGACACUCUAAUUUCCUAACCAUGAGAAGCAGACUAUAAUAUUCAUAUUUAAACAAAGCAAUUUUUUUUAUUACUAAACAAGGUUUUUAUGAAUUAUAGCAUUGAUAUAUAUAUAUAUAUCUCUCUCCACCCUGUAGGUCCCGAGGUCUCCUCCCCCUCCCCUGUCCCCGCUCGUGUCCCGAGGUGCGCUAGCGUAUCCCCACAUUCCAUGUUGGUAGCAAUAUGCCGGGAAUGCAGGAGUGCAGAUUCCACUUGUUGCUGCUGGACUGUCCCGGGACAGCUGGCCCUGGCUAGGGAGGGAAAGAGCAGCCAAAAGCCAGGCAGAACAAAAACCCCACAGAGAAACCAAACCGAACCAAACCCCGGGAUUUUCGCUUUCCGUGCGGCGUCUCCCGCCGGGACGCCCGUGUUUGGAACAGCCUCUGCCUCCCAGUCCCGAUCCCGGGGUGGGAGGAGCGAGUGGAGCGGGCAGAGGGAUGGAUGGAAGGGGCUCCUCCCAGGGGAACAGACGGAAGGAAGUGAAGGCACGGCCGGAGCUGCCCCAGCCUGGAGUGUUCGCUUGGAUCUCAUCCCUCCUUCCUGAGGAUUCCUCCCCGGACCGGCAGGACUGAGCUCUGCUGGAGCCCCUCUGGAAAACCUCUGGAUGUUGUGUCUUUCCCGGGAUUGCUGAGCUGCUCCCGCGCUGGGAGGGAAGAGCCCGCCGGAUGAUGCUCUUGGAACACUUGGAUUCUCCGGGAGCGCUUGGAAGCGGAGCCCUUCCCUGGGAUCGGAACCCGCUGCCCCGGAGCGGCUCCACGGUGGCUUUUUGGUUGCUUGGUUUAUUUUUGCCCUCCUCCUUUGUUGUUGGUUUUUUUUUCUUUGCUUGGAAUUUGGGUGAAACGCCUCCGAAACACCAGGAAUCUCCUGGGACCACACGGAUCAGCCUUCCAGGAGCUCCAGAUCCACAGGGAUUGUCCCACGGGCCGGAAUCCACCGAUCCAUCGGCACUGAUUUGAUUUGAUUUUUUUUUAUUUUUAUUUUUUUUCCCCCUUCUUUUCCUCCCUUUUUUUCCCCCCCCUUCCCCCUUUCUGCACCAGCUUGGUUCCCAUCUGCUUGUGUGUGUACAACUGGGAAUGAGGAAUUCCCUGAAGAGUUAAACAAAGGAAAAAUGAUCUGGAAAAAAACCACAAAACAAAAAAAAAACUUAAAAAAAAAAAAACCACACAAAAAAAAUCCACAAAAAAAAUUAAAAAAAAAAAUUGGAGAUGAAUAAAAAAAUGCCUAAAAAAAGCACCA